AUGCGACGCGCUCAAGUGCGCGAAGCGCAAAAGGCAUACCGAUCUCGUCAGCAGUCACAACUCUCCUCCUUGAAAACUCGCGUAGAGCAGUUGGAAGAUGCUUUCAAUCAUUUGAGUCAGACUAUGCACUCAUUCGACGACCAGGUGAUUCAGAACGGGACCCAGUGGCCUCAACCUCGACUCUUCAGAGCAGUGCAGAUGCUCCGUGAUGAUAUAGUGUCACAAUUUAAGCGCGCAGAUAUUCACUUCCGGGAGACUCCGAAGAGUCAGAGUCAGAAUGAAGAGCUGCUCCAGGCUACAAAUCAACAACUUCAGACGCAGGCCACCCCACAGAUGGUGAUCAGCACAAGAAACGAUCACCCAUCUAACUUCUGGAACCUUUUCAUGGGGUCUUCUGCAGGAAUGAUACCAUCUGAUAGCAGUCAUGAAUCUACUGCUGCAUCGAGCAUAAUGCGUUUCUCGCCCGCACUCACCUUUGAACCCCACAUUAUUCAGUAUGCUACAACACCUUUCACCCAACGACUCUUCCGAGCAUGCGCAGAAAGCGGCCUUCGUUUUCUUUCAAAUCCUUCGUUUAAAGUUGAAGAUAUGUGGCCAGAAUUUGGUCUCCUUUUGGAAAAAAUGCCUCGAGCAGAAAUUCGAGAAUAUUUUACUCGUGUCGUCAGUAUGAAUCCUUGCAACCCAAUUAUCGACACCCGAUUUCCCUAUAUUAGCCUCGGUGGAUCAGGAACUCACUUUUUAUUGCCUUCGGAUAACGCCUCCUCUGAGAUUCUUUCUCGUUUCCAAAGAACGAAUGGUGUUUAUCAUGUUGUUUCCGAUGAACAAUGGUUUGAUGUGCAUGAUAUCGAGAGAUAUUUGUUCAGCCAAGGGAUCGGAGUGGGCGAUUUUCCUUCCUCAAUCUCGUCAAUGUCCCCUUCAACCCAUCGAGAUGGAGGACAUUUGAGCUUGGUUGGUACCCAUGGGACAUCGCCCAGCAAUACAAUGAUGGUUGUUGACGAGUAUAAAUUGGUCAACAGUAUGCGUCCAGCUUUGAAGGCUUUAUUUGAUCUGAGAACUAUUUGCUGA
Penicillium soppii is the source of this 1065-nucleotide messenger RNA. Its product is annotated as bZIP transcription factor. Gene Ontology annotation, biological process: regulation of DNA-templated transcription. Bases 1 to 1065 code for a protein of 354 amino acids. Lineage: Eukaryota; Fungi; Ascomycota; Eurotiomycetes; Eurotiales; Aspergillaceae. The transcript has a single exon. The record is from RefSeq and is a predicted model, not a curated record. Gene Ontology annotation, molecular function: DNA-binding transcription factor activity.